UUUAUCAUUAGACCAAAGGCCAACUGCAUCAAUAGUUAGCUCUCUCUUUCUUUCUCUCUCAAUCACUCUGCUGCAAGUAGAGAUGUUACUGACUUGCACAAAUAGUCUCAAAAUUUCCUCGCAGGCAAAAGAAUGGGAGAGCAAAACUCUAACAGGCAUGUCACUUGAACAGCUCAACAAAAGAAUCAGGAUUCCUGCAUCAGAUAUAGAAGGGACAAUGACUUCAAGAGUAAAGGAAAUGUUGAGCAAAGUUGAGUUGUCUGUAUCCUCAUAUGAUACAGCCUGGGUUGCGAUGGUCCCUACCUUGGACUCUUCGAAGCAGCCUCUUUUCCCGAAAAGCUUAAAGUGGAUUAUGGAGAAUCAACAGCCUGAUGGAUCAUGGGGUCUCGAUCUAAGUCAUCCAUUGUUAAUUAAAGACUCCCUUUCUUCCACUUUGGCCUGUGUUCUUGCCCUUCAAAAAUGGAAUGUUGGCCAACAACUUGUACAUAAAGGUUUGGACUUUGUUCAGUCAAACAUUUGGGCUGCAACCGAUGAGCAUCAACGUUCUCCAAUUGGCUUUGAUAUGAUAUUUCCGAGCAUGAUUGAAUAUGGCAGAGACAUGGGCUUGAAUCUUUCUUUGAACCAAUCAUUGGUGGAGGCGAUGCUUCUCAAGCGAGACUUAGAAACUAAAAGUUUGAAGGAUAAACCAAGUAAUCUAGCAUAUGUGGCAGAAGGACUGAAUACAUUAAAUGAUUGGAAGGAGGUAAUGAAAUUUCAAAGAAGUAAUGGAUCACUCUUCAACUCACCAUCUUCAACUGCUGCUGCUUUGAUCCACCUGCAUGAUGGAAAAUGCUUUGAAUACUUGAACUCACUAACAAAAAAAUUCGGAAAUGCAGUUCCUACAAUUUAUCCUUUUGAUAUCUAUGCCCGUCUCUUUGUAAUCGACAGCUUGGAAAAACUAGGAAUCGACAGAUAUGUCAGAGAAGAUAAAGAAAAAAUGCUAGAUGAUAUCUACAGAUGCUGGAUGCAGGGAAGUGAAGAAAUAUUUUCAGACCCUACAUGUUGUGCCAUGGCAUUUCGCAUUCUACGCACCAACGGAUAUGCGAUUUCUUCAGAGAAUUCAAAUGGAGAUGCAGAUGCACUAGCAAAUUUUGAUGAAAAAGAGAGUCUGUUCUAUGAAAAAGAUGCAAAAUCGACACUGGAGUUGUUCAAGGCUUCGCAGACAACAAUUUUUCAGGAUGAGCCUGUUCUUGAUAAAAUUAAUGCUUGGACAAGCACUUACCUUGAAAAGGAGUUAAGGGAUGGGACAAUUCCAGACAAAAGUUUACAUGCAGAGGUGGAUUAUGCCCUAAAACACAUACAAGCCAAUUUGGUGCGACUUGAACACAGGAGCUACAUCGAGAAUUACAAUGUAGACAAUGUCUCACUUCUUAAAGCAUCUUACAGGUUUUGCAAUGUUGACAACAGAGAUCUCUUGACAUUUUCAUUCCAAGAUUAUAAUAUGUGCCAAUCAAUGCAUCGUAAAGAACUGGACUAUCUUGAGGGAUGGAUCAAGAAAUGUGGCAUUGAUCAAUUAGAGUAUGCAAGGCAGACGAUUAAAUAUGCUGCUUUUUCCAUUGCAUCUAGUAUUUUCCAACCUAAAUUCUCCGAUGGACGCAUCUCAUGGGCUCAAAAUUCUGUUUUGACAACAAUUGUUGAUGAUUUCUUUGACUAUGGUGGUUCUAUGGAAGAACUAGUGAACCUAAUUGAAUUGGUCCAAAGGUGGGAUGACCAUACAACAAUUGGGUACAAGUCUAAAGAAGUAGAGAUACUUUUUAAUGCGGUCUACAGUACAACAAAUGAUCUUGCAGAUAAGGCUCGGAUACUACAAGGAAGAUGUGUCAAGAAGCACAUGAUUGACUCUUGGAUCUUCUUGCUCAAGGCUAUGUUAAAGGAGGCAGAAUGGGCAAGAAACAAGAUAGUGCCAACAAUGGAUGAUUUUAUACCAAAUGGGUAUAUAUCAUUUGCCUUAGGGCCUAUCAUUCUUACAUCACUUUAUCUUGUUGAGCCAUUGUCUGAAGAGGCUGUGAACAGUGAAGAAUAUGAAAAGCUCUAUAUGGUUAUAAGCAUUCUUGGCCGACUUAUCAACGACCGCGUAGCCACUCAGAGUGAUGGUGCACAAGGAAAACUUAAUAUUGUGACCCUAGAAGUAAUUAAUGGUAAGGGUGCUAUAACUGAAGAGGAGGUUCAAGAAAAAGUAGCAAGAACCAUUGACAGUAACAGAAGAGAGUUGCUAAGAAUGGUGUCGCAAACCGAAGGCAGCAUAGUUCCAAAAGCUUGCAAGGAUUUCUUUUGGACAAUGAGUAAUGUUUUGCACCUUUUCUACAUGGGUGAUGAUGGCUAUUCAUCUCCAACAAAGAUGAUGAGUGCUGUGAAUGCAGUUAUCAAUGAACCAAUUGUUCUUCCUUAGAAAUUUUCCAAUCUACUCUUCUGCGAAUUGAUUAGGAUGCGCUGAUUGAUCAAUUGAUCUCCUCACUUUAUUGUGAGAGAUUCUAAUUAAUUGUUUUUGGAAAAUAAAUGUAAUCAUAUAUUAAAUUGAUCAA
Molecule: messenger RNA, 2561 nt
Organism: Ricinus communis (castor bean)
Lineage: Eukaryota; Viridiplantae; Streptophyta; Magnoliopsida; Malpighiales; Euphorbiaceae
Product: ent-kaurene synthase TSP4, chloroplastic
Exons: 14
Coding region: 83-2428 (781 amino acids)
Biological process (GO): diterpenoid biosynthetic process
Molecular function (GO): terpene synthase activity; magnesium ion binding
Source: RefSeq, a predicted model, not a curated record